ACUCAACAACGGCAAGUUUUGUUAUAUGUUUAUGGAACAUACCGGUCAGCAUAGCUCAUCAGGUUUUUAGAUCAUGACGUGGAACACUGUUUGCAAUGCUGCAUCUGGAGAGGAACAGCUGAUGGCUUACAAGUCUGUUAGCAGACUGCUGAGGGCACUUGAUACGAGACAGUUCUUAAAUAGGUGCUGAGCAGUGAAACUGCAGAACUUCUGCUGUACUCAGUUGUGCAUGCCCCUCACCGAUAGUUCAGACGUAAAAUUUUGGCCUUGUCCAGUUAAGCUCCUUUGCCAGAUGCACGUUUGGUGGUUCAUCCUUCCUUCCUGCUUAUCGCUGGAUGUGGCAGCUGCAGGCUGCACAGGUUUCUUCCCUCCCCUCUGCAAAUCAAUAUUACGUAUACGUAGCCAGGAGCAGCUUAUUGACUGGAAUGGCCAAACCAUCCCUUUUUGGAGACUGGUUUGUGCUGCCUGAAAACUGUGGACUGGUUCUCUACUUCGAAUGCCUUACCACGAACUUCAUUUUUCUUGGCAGAUCAAAGACCUCUAAUACUCCACUCUGGAGAUUAGGAAGGGAACAGCAGCCGCUCCCUAACCAAGCAGAUGACUGGAACUGUGAAGGGCAAAGCACAGCCAGCAGUUACCUGUAUCUCAGGCUAGGAGACUGGAACCCUGCGCUGCUACUUGAAGUGUUUUGCAUUCCCCUUCUUCUCUGGAUGCGGUAUCUGUCCCUGCUCUGGAGCUGUAGCACCGUGGCAUCCCUGCUGUCCACAGACCCCAUGUGGAAGAGGCUGUCCCAUGCUCCCUCUGCUGCCUUAUAUCAAGGACUGAUUCCAGCAGCUCUGACCAGGAACAUUCAUGGCUCUGAUGACCAUGCCUGCUACUCAAGGCAAGAAGACACCAUGCAAAUGAUCCAGCGAGGCUCUCCAGAAGAGGAAGAGGAAUCACACUGA
This is a messenger RNA of Anas platyrhynchos (mallard), 947 nucleotides long. The record is from RefSeq and is a predicted model, not a curated record. NCBI's taxonomy places the organism in Eukaryota, Metazoa, Chordata, Aves, Anseriformes, Anatidae.